AUGGCCCACAUCCUAAGUCUUAUUGUUAAGGAUGGGUUUGAUGAACACCAAUCUAGUAUUAAGUGCAUCCAAAAGGCCGUUAGAAAUAUUAGGAAUUCCACUCAACAGAUUCAAAUGUUCAAAGAAUGCAUGAAAGAGUUAAAUGUGGAAUCCAAGAAGGUUUUGUGUAAUGAUUCCCCAACCCGAUGGAACUCCACAUACGAGUUAUUGAAGAUUGCGGUGGAGUUGGAGAAGGUUUUUGGAAAGUUCGAAGUUAAAGAUCCUACAUAUGUUCGAGAUGUUGUGUCCCCCGUAGAAGAAGAUUUCAAAAUUUGUAGAGCUAUGGUUAGAUUUCUUGAGAAAUUCAAGAUAUUUUGGGACUACAAAUUUCUACUGUGGCGUCCGAGACUGCUUUUAGUACAAGUUGACGGAUAUUAGAUCCAUAUCGAACAAAUUUGUCCGCUAAUAUAUUAGAGGCAUUGGUUUGCACCCAAGAUUGGAUAAGGAAAUCAAGGAAGCCAAUUGUGGACAACAUUGAUGAAGUUUUGAAAGAUGAUGACGUUGCGAAAGAGUUUGAAAACGCGAUAAAUAAUGGAGAUGAAAAGGGAAAACAACCAAUCAAUAUUCCCAAAUAGUUAAUUUGUAUUUG
Lactuca saligna is the source of this 628-nucleotide messenger RNA. Lineage: Eukaryota; Viridiplantae; Streptophyta; Magnoliopsida; Asterales; Asteraceae. The record is from the annotation of a GenBank genome assembly.